This is a messenger RNA of Onthophagus taurus, 1566 nucleotides long. The record is from RefSeq and is a predicted model, not a curated record. NCBI's taxonomy places the organism in Eukaryota, Metazoa, Arthropoda, Insecta, Coleoptera, Scarabaeidae.
GAAACCAUGAAGUACUUUUCAACAAACAAGAAUUUUUUUGGAUUAUCAUUACUGCUAAGUGUGUUAAUAAAUUUUAUUUCGUACAUUGAUAGUGCAAAAAUCUUAGUUUUCUUUCCUUUAUCUACAUAUAGUCACGUAAAUAUGUUUAAAGGGAUGGUUAAGCCACUUUUAAAUCGUGGACAUGAAAUCGAUUUUGUUAGUUUUUAUCCAUUAAACAUUAAAGAUAAAAGAUAUUCUGAUAUUGAUAUAAGUAAUUGUUUUCCAUUAUUUAAAAACAACGUAACAAUUUUAAAAAGCGCAGUUUUUGACUUAGAGUUAAUGCAAGAAAUGCUUAAUACUCUCGGUCACGAUAUAAUGGAUGCAGUUUUAAAAUCGCCGCAAUUACGCGAAUUAAGAAACACCACGAAAAAAUACGAUUUAAUUUUGCGACAUGUUUUGUUAAGCGAUCCAUUAGAAAUGUAUUCGCAUAUUUUCAAAGCGCCCUCAAUUGGAAUGAUAACAAGCUUUAAUUUACCUUGGACUUCCGAUUUAGUUGGAAUUCCUGAUAAUCCGGCUUUUAUUCCAUGCUUCAAUAGUCCUUAUGGUGAAAAAAUGACAUUUAUUGAACGUGCACUUAAUACUUUUAUAUAUACUUAUCAAAAAUACCAAUAUUGGAGUCUUCAAAAGCGUUUCACGGAGUUACUUUGGAAAUAUUUUGGACGAAACAUACCAAGAGUUGAGGAACUUUUAGGAAAAACUAGUUUAAUUUUUUGUAACAGUCAUUAUACAAUACAUCAAUCUAGAUCUAUGCCACCGAAUUUUAUUGAAAUUGGGGGUGUUCAUAUUCCUGAAGAAAACAAUUUUACUCUUCCAAAGCAUUUACAAUUAGGUGUAGAUUCGUCAAAAGAAGGAAUAAUUUAUUUUAGUUUCGGUUCGAUGGUGAAAAGUACAAUUUUCAAUAGUAAAAUUUUAAGUACCAUGUUUGAGGCUUUAGGGAAGCAACCCCACAAAGUAUUUUGGAAAGGUGUAAAGGAAGAAAUUCUCGUCGAUUUAAAAAUUCCCGAUAAUAUUAUUUUCGAACCAUGGAUGCCUCAAUUAGAUAUGUUAUGUAACCCAAACACAAAACUUUUUAUAUCUCAUGGUGGUUUAUUUGGUGUGCAAGAAGCUAUUUAUUGUGGUAUUCCAAUUUUGGGAAUACCGUUCCUCGCUGAUCAACCUGCAAAUAUCCAAUUUUUAGUCGAAAAGAAUGUUGCUAAAUUAAUUUAUGUGGAAGAUAUAGCUGAAGGAAAUAAGUUUGAAGAAUAUAUUGAAACUUUAUUAAAACCACAAUAUAAACAAAAUGCUGAAAAUCUUUCAAAACUUUUCCGAGAUCGACCAAUGUCACCGUUAAAAACAGCAAUUUAUUGGAUUGAAUAUGUUAUUAAAUACAAUGGGGCACCUCAUUUAAAAUCAUCAGUAACAAAACUUCGUUGGUAUCAAUAUUAUUUAUUGGAUGUUAUUGGAGCUUUUUUAAUAAUUUUUGUUGCUUACUAUAGUAUUCGACCAUAUAGUGCAAUAGAACAUAGAACAAUCCAGGAAUUACCCUAA